GUUCCCUCUAUUCCAGUCCCCCUUUUCAGUUCUCAUCUCCCCCCCCCAGAUUCAGACCCCCGACCCCAUCUCGUCCCUGAACGCCCGGCUGAGGCGCUGGUAUCCACUCCCCUCCGCAAUAAGCCAGUGCGCAACGCCCAUCAUACCAUCAUACCAUGCCGCUGCGCGAAAUACUUCACAAGAAGGACUCGCUGAACGUGUCGGCGGGUCGGUAUGCAGACGAUCGCAUUCCUGCCACCACCGUCCCCCAGAUCACCUUCGUCCGCUCCGACACCACCUCGCAUGAGGUCAUCCGCCCGCCCGCCUUCGAUGGCGAUGUCGAUCACCCCGAUCAUCAAUAUCUAGACCCCGUGCCUCCAUCGCCGUCGCAUCGAAAAUCAUUCAACCCGUUUCGUCGCUCGCGAGCGCCGUCCGAAUCCUCAGGCUCGACGACGUCCCCCACGCGCCAGCGACGGCUAACGCAUCUGCUGCAUCUCGAUCGGGCCGGCACGCGGACCUCCAGCUCGUCGUCCGUCAACGUUCCAUCGGAUCUUCUGCAGGUCAACGGGGAUAAAGGCGAUGAACAGGAGAGGGAGGCACAAUGGGAGCGAAGGGCGACGGUGCUGGUGCAGCGAAAUCCGCAACUCGCGGCCUCGUGUCUAUCGCCUACCUCGCCGACGGGCUUUGGAUUGGAUGGAGCCCCGUCGCGGUCCCGAAGCUCGAGUGUGAAUCGGGUCAACGACCCGGGGGAGGAUGAGGCGAUUCGGCUCCAUGAAGCGGGAGAUCUAGAACGGUCAACCAAGAUGAUUGAGUGCUUAGCAGACCCCAACGGUGCCAACAAUGCGCUGAGCCAGGUGCUCUUUGGACUCGCGCUGAGACAUGGUUGGGGAUGCACGCCCGAUCCAGACCGAGCCAUCCUGUAUCUUUCGGCCGCGGCCUCGAACUCGGCCUCGAUCGAGUCGGAGGCGUUACAGGCCGGCAUGAAGAAGGGGGGAGCGGCCAAGGGGGAGCUGGUACUGGCUAUCUUCGAGCUAGGCAACUGUUUCCGGAACGGCUGGGGCGUGAAGAAAGACCCGAUGGCAGCGCGACAGUACUACGAGACGGCGGCCAAUCUGGGCGACACCGACGCGAUGAACGAGGUCGCUUGGUGCUACCUGGAGGGCUUUGGGGGGAAGAAGGACAAGUUCGCGGCCGCCAAGUACUACCGAUUGGCCGAGGAGAAAGGCAGCAAAUUAAUGGGCAAUUCCUGGAUCUGGAAGGACAAGUACAACCCUUAGAUAGUUAGGGCUGUGCUGUGUCCCUGUUACAGACCCGCCUCCGUCUGCUUGCAUCGAGGGUCCGGUACCACCACCACCACCACCAACCACCCCAUCCAUCCAAGGAUUUCCCUUCUCCCUCACCAUCAUCCGAUCCGUCCUCAACCGACAGACUCCACCCACACCCCAGACGGCAGACGGCAGCCCGGGGGGAACACAGGCCUCAUCCCUCCCCCCUCCUCUUCUCAAAGCACCCCCCUCG
Molecule: messenger RNA, 1497 nt
Organism: Aspergillus heteromorphus CBS 117.55
Lineage: Eukaryota; Fungi; Ascomycota; Eurotiomycetes; Eurotiales; Aspergillaceae
Product: tetratricopeptide repeat protein
Exons: 7
Coding region: 156-1256 (366 amino acids)
Molecular function (GO): protein binding
Source: RefSeq, a predicted model, not a curated record